UUUUUCUUAAUCCUUUCAUAACGAGAUUGUUGACAUUGUUAAAACGAUGUCUAUGAAUUAUUAGAAUUGCUCUUAUUAAAAUAAAUAAAUGCAAAAUGAGUGAUUUUUUGACAUCUAAUAAUAUUUGUGCGCAAAAUUUAUUACGAUUGGUAUCUCGUGGAAAUGCUAUUAUAGCAGAAUUAAUGAGAUUAAAGGACUAUGUACCACCUGUAUUUAGUUUGGAUUCAAAACCAAUUGUACAAAAAUAUGGAUCUAUUAUAAUUGAUUUUAUAUAUUUUAAAUCUGUUAGUACUUAUGAACAAAAAAUAGAAAGUGAUCCAAUACUUCAAGAAACAGAUGAAGAAUUACGAAACAAUUUUUCUGAUAUAAUUUCAAGAUUUUAUUUAGCUUUUGAAAGUGUGCACAAAUACAUAACAGAUUUGAAUCUUUAUGUAGAUGAAUUAGGAGAUGGAAUAUAUAUUCAUCAAUCUAUAGAUACUAUUAUGCUCAAUGAAGAAGGAAGACAAUUAAUGUGUGAAGCAGUAUAUUUAUAUGGAGUUAUGUUACUUUUGGUUGAUUAUCAUUUCGAAGGAUGUAUAAGAGAGAGAUUACUUGUAUCCUAUUAUCGAUACAAUGCUCAACGUUCAUCCUCUACAAGAGUAGAUGAUGUAUGUAUGUUAUUGCGAUCAACAGGAUUUUCUAAAAUUUCUAAUAAACGACCUGCAAAUUAUCCUGAAGACUAUUUUAAAAGAGUAUCAUUAAAUGAUUCUUUAAUUGAACAUAUUAUUGGACGUUUACGUUCUGAUGAAAUAUAUAAUCAAAGUCUUGCUUUUCCACACCCAGAACAUCGUAGUACUGCUCUCUCUAAUCAAGCAUCAAUGUUAGUUAUAAUUUUAUCAUUUAAGCCAAUCAUGUUACAUACUCACACAGCUAUAAUGAGGGAAAUAGUAGAUAGAUUUUUUCCUGAUAAUUGGGUAAUCAGUAUUUAUAUGGGAAUAGUAAUAAAUUUAUGUGAUUGGUGGUUACCAUAUAAAGCAGCAAGAACAGCUCUCAAUAAUACUUUAGAAUCAUCAAAUGUAAAAGUAAUUGCACAAAACUAUGGUCAAAAAAUGAAGAAAUUAAUAUCUGAAACAGAAGAAGUACAAUUAGCAGUGACAUUAGAUGAAAGUGCAAUAGGGUCUCUAGUUAAAUUAGUAAGGGAAUGCAAUGUAACAUUACAUUGGAUACUUUUACAUACAGCAGUGUCAACUAUAUCAUUAGAAGAUUCAAAACGAUCACGUAUGCUUAAACAAUUGAUAGUAACUGAAAGCAAAUAUAAUAUAUCCCAUUGUCUUCAAUUGUUAUUAAGUACUGCUCAGAUUGAGCAAAGUGUUAAACAUUUAUAUAAACAAUUAUUAUUUGGUAAAGAAACUAAAUGGCUUAGAGAUAAAGAAACAUGUGUUGAACGUAUAACAGAUCUUGCACAAAUAUUUGGAGGUAAUAAAUCACUUGAUGGUAUUGAAAGAAAUCAAAAUCUACAUGCAUGGUUUUUAGAGAUAAGUAAACAUAUUGAUUCAUUACAACAAGAAGAUGCAAGAAAAAUAGUGCAAUUGGUACAAGCAUUAGAAGAAGUACAAGAAUUUCAUCAAUUAGAAAAUAAUUUACAUAUAUCGCAAUAUUUAGCUGAUACACGGGAAAUAUUGCAUAAUAUGUUGCGCACAGGAAAUAUAACAGAAGAUACUAUGAUAAGUUUGAAUAUAGUGACAGAUUGUUGUUAUGCAUGGAAUAUAAUGGAAUCAUUUAUUGAUACUAUGCAAGCUAGCAUAAAAGAAAAUCCUCCUACUGUGAUAAAAUUAAAAGCACUUUUUUUAAAAAUGGCUUCAGCUUUAGAAACUCCUUUGUUAAGAGUAAAUCAAGCACGGAGUGCAGAUUUAUCAUCAGUAUCGCAAUAUUAUAGUAGAGAAUUAGAAAAAUAUGCAAGACGCGUUCUUCAAAUAAUACCCGAAACUGUAUUUGGUUUACUUGCUGAAAUAGUGUAUCUUGAAACUAAUGCUUUUAAAGAAAUUCCUACUAAACUCCCAAAAGAUAAAUUGAAAGAUUAUGCACAAUUAGAUGAUAGAUUAAAAAUGGCUAAAUUAACAUAUGCUGUAUCAGUAUUUACAAAGGGAGUAUUAUCUUUAAGAAGUGUUCCAUUAGGUGUAUUAAGAGUUGAUUCUCAUCGUCUUUUGGAAGAUGGUAUACGACAAGAACUUGUGAAAAAAGUAACAUUGGCUUUAGAUAGUGGUCUUAUUUUUGAACCAAAAUCAAAAUCAUUCCAGAUAUCAUUGUUACAAAAACUUCAUAAUUUAGCAGCAAUAAUAGAUGGUUAUCGCAAAUCGUUUCAGUAUAUUCAAGAUUAUAUAAACAUUAAUAGUUUAAAAAUAUGGCAUGAAGAAAUAACAUAUAUUAUAAAUAAUGCAGUGGAAGAAGAAUGUAUUGGUUCUUCUUGGACUUCAGAAAAGUCAUGGAGAUAUUUCCAAGAAGAAAAACAUGUUUCUAUUUCAGACAAUAACAUUACUACUUUUAUUGGUAGACUUGCUCGUGAGUUACUUCGAAUUACAGAUCCUAGAACAACUAUCUAUAUUGAACAUUCUCUUGCCUGGUAUGAUCUUAAAACGCAAACAGAAGUAUUAAAUUAUAAAAUUUUUUCAAAAACAUUGGAAGCAAUUGGUACACCUGGUUUAACAGGUCUUGACAAACUUAUUUCAUUUUACAUUAUAACUGAAUUAAACAGUAUGAUACACUAUAUAGAAAAAAAUAUUCGUAAUAAAAUGUGGUCAUCUACAAUUGAUCAUUUUGAUACAAUAUUAAAUUCUGUGGAUAGUCCUAAAGGUAAUAUAUCAAAAUUUCACAGUACUACUCAAACAAGUAAAUUUUGUCCUCAACUACUUGAAUGGAUAUUAAAAAUUGGGCAUUAUCAACUUCUUAAGAAAAAAAUAGCAUAUGAAUUGAAUACUGCUUGUAAAUUUGAAGCAAAGCAUAUGGAAGCAGCAUUACAAACAUUAAAUAUAGCUAUAUUAUUUGAAAUUAAUAAACACAAUAAUAAUGAACAAAAUGAAAUUGAAAAAAAAGAAUUACUACGUGAACUUAAUAUCAGAUUAGAUUGGGCUGGUAUAAAUAAUCCUCAUAAUAAUAUUUAUAUUAAAUCGCCAAAUAUAAAUAAUAUUGCUAUCAUUAUGUUUUUACUUACUAUAUUACAAUUACCUAAACUUUACUAUUGUAAAAACACAGGAAGUCUUUUGAGUAAAAGACCUCAAGAUCCUCUUGAUGCUGUAAUUUUUGUUAUUGGAAUACUAACUAUUUUACGUCAAUGUACUUUUUCUGCAAUGACGCGUUAUGUUAAAUAUCUUUGUAUAUACAUCCUUUCGUGUGUUACUUCAGAUAGUGUAAAAGCAGGAAGUGAUGGAGAAUCCGAAAUAUCUAAUAUUUUACAUAUUUUAGAACUGUUUACAAAAUAUUCUGGUAUAUCACGAUCACUUAUACUUAAAGAAAUACCUAUUAUUAUCAUGGAUCAUUUUCAAGCAAAAACAUCUAAAUAAUAUAAAAAUAAUAUAAAAAUAA
This is a messenger RNA of Apis dorsata (giant honeybee), 3558 nucleotides long. It is a transcript of the gene Strump, whose product is annotated as WASH complex subunit 5. The transcript is spliced from 17 exons. Gene Ontology annotation, cellular component: WASH complex; endosome. The record is from RefSeq and is a predicted model, not a curated record. NCBI's taxonomy places the organism in Eukaryota, Metazoa, Arthropoda, Insecta, Hymenoptera, Apidae. Bases 96 to 3536 code for a protein of 1146 amino acids. Gene Ontology annotation, biological process: regulation of actin nucleation; endosome organization; endosome fission.